This is a messenger RNA of Oncorhynchus nerka (sockeye salmon), 4996 nucleotides long. RefSeq names its product centrosomal protein of 85 kDa-like. Gene Ontology annotation, cellular component: centrosome. The record is from RefSeq and is a predicted model, not a curated record. Bases 289 to 2619 code for a protein of 776 amino acids. The transcript has 13 exons. NCBI's taxonomy places the organism in Eukaryota, Metazoa, Chordata, Actinopteri, Salmoniformes, Salmonidae.
GUGGCACGCAUUCAGUGAGAUCACAUCCUUCCAUGCAUUGCUGUUGCCAUCGAUUUAAUAGUAGUUAGUUCUUCAGUCAACUUUAACCAGAUUUUCGAUUUAUGGAGCUCGUUUUGGGCAGGAGACAUGUUAUAAAUAACCGUUAAAUUUCAGUUUUAAAGAUAUGGAUGUCCUUUCGCGCAAUGUAAUCAUGGCAAGUUCUUGAGGAAUUCUCUCCACCUUUUGUUUGAUCACGUUUUGCUCUACCCUCGGAGUUUCACUGCGAACGGGCGCAUACAAUCAGUCAUAAUGUGGGGGAGAAACGAAUUUGAGGAUGGAUUUGAUACUUUUAAAACAGGUUCCAGCACCAGCUCUCCUGGAUGGGUCCCGGGGUGUGAGUCGCCAUGGCAGGGUACCUCCUCGGCCCCCGGUAACCGAGGACGACGCCACAGCACGGCCUCCGACAGUGGUGACACGGGCAUCGGCACGUCCUGCUCCGACAGUGCGGAAGACCAGUCUGGCUCCAGCACCACACUGUCCUUCCAGCCACUGCGCUCCCAGGGUGCCCUCCCCACGGCCCACGUCAUGCCCUCGCCCUCUUCCGGCUCGAAGCUCAGCACGGUACUCUCCCCUGGGGGCAGCCCCUGGUCCUCCUGCCAGCUGCCCUCGCCCCUCGACAGCCCCCUGGACAUGAAGGACCCCCGGCCCGUCAGCCCCUGGUCCUCCUGCCAGCUGCCCUCGCCCCUCGACAGCCCCCUGGACAUGAAGGACCCCCGGCCCGUCCGACGCUGGUCCUCCCUCACCCGCCUCAGCGUCCAGGAAAAGUCCAGCCCCGUGGGACGGGCAGCAUACCGCCCUGACCCCCACGGUUCCCUGGACAGAGGCAUGCUCUACGGUUACAGGCAGGACCCUCUGCGCCCCACAGAACCCUACCUAUCCCAAGGGCUCCACCUGCGCUCCCCAGGGGCUGAGGCCCGGUACAAAUACCCCCUAAGUACUAAGACAGACUCUCACUCGGCCUGCUCAUCUCCGCUCAAACCCAACACCUUAGACCUGACCUACAGUGCCUUACCGGAGACCAAGCACCCUGGCGUCGGGCUGACGGUACCCAGCCAGAGGGGCCUGCCACUGGGCCACCAGGCAGUAGGAGGGUCCCCCAUCCAGCCGGCGGUGAGGACCCAGAUGUGGCUGAGUGAGCAGAUGGAGUACCGGCCUCCCGGACCUGGGACAGAGCUAUGUGGGGGCUUGUCGGCCUGGCAACAGGAGCAGCAGCAGAGAGAGAGGUUGCGUCAGGAGGCCGAGCUCAACCAGAAGCUGGGCGGAGCCUCCCUUCCUGUGAACACUCUGGUGAAGAUCAAAGAGGGCCUGCUGCGACAGAGAGAGCUGGAGAUUGACAGACAAAAGCAGCAGAUCCUACAGCUCCAUGCCCGGAUCAGGGACAAUGAGCUGAGAGCGCAACAGGUCCUCCAGAGCCAGAAGGGGCGCUGUGACGACCCCUAUCUACUUAACGCUAAAGAGUCUCCAUAUGACAGUCCUGUAGCACAGCCCCACCCCCAGCUGCAGGUCCCAGAUAGGGUGAGUCCUCUGUACUGUGACAACGGGGCGCUGGGCCAUAAGCUGGCCGCUGCAGAGCUGGAGGUCAUCCACCUCAACGAGUUCCUCAAACAGAACACCCAGAAAUACACAGAGGACAUCAAGAAGCUGGAGGAGAAGAUGAAGACGCGCGACCGCUACAUCAGCAGCCUGAAGAAGAAGUGUCUGAGGGAGAGUGAGCAGAACAAGGAAAAGCAGCAGAGGAUAGAGACCCUGGAGAAGUACCUAGCUGACCUGCCCUCCCUCGAUGAGGUCCAGACCCAAGCCCAGCAGCUGGAGGACGGUCAGGGGAAGGCCCAGGUUCUGCAGGACACAGUGGCUUGUCUGGAGAAGAGUCUGGAGGAGGGCUGCGCCGUUCUGCAGGCGAAGGAGGACCUGAUUGAGACCCAGUGCAAGCGGGAGAAGGAGCUGGUGGCUGCUGUACAGAGCCUGCAGGAGAAGGUGGAGCAGUGUCUUGAGGACGGGGUCCGGCUCCCCAUGCUGGACCUGAAGGAGAUGGAGGUAGAGAACGCACGGUUACAGGAGCAGCAAGCCACCACCACCGAGCUGAUAGACAAUCAGAAGAACCAGAUUGAAAAACUCACCCUUGAGCUGACGGCUGUAGAGCAGAGGCUGCAGAAGGAGCGAUGUCUCUCCCAAGAGCUCCAGCAACAGCUGCAGGGCGAGGACCUGGCUUCACUCGCUGACACCCUCCAUCAGAACCAAAGGCAGGUGGAGGAUGGCGUGGUGAUUCAGCAGGGCUGCGGGGGCCAGGAGCCAGAGGCAGGGCCCCUGCUGAAGGAGAUGUCCUUUUGUCUGCUUGACCUCAAGGCCCUCUGUAGUAUCCUUACCCAGAGGGCCCAGGGCAAGGAACCCAACCUGGCACUGCUACUGGGCAUCAAAUCGAUGAGCAUGUCAGGGGAGGAGAAGGACAACUCUCUGGUGGAGGACAGCUUGCGGGCCAAGCUGCUGGAGGUAGGCCAGCUUAGGAAGGACAUUGAGGACCUGCGCACCGCCAUCUCUGACCGCUACGCACAGGACAUGGGCGAAAACUGUGUGACGCAAUGACACACCCGCAAUGAGGGAGCACUGAUGCCCAGCGACAGCGUGCCCACUCACCAAGGCUUCUGUGUCACAGCCAGUGAGGGUAGGAACAAAUCCUGAUUGGAGGAAAACCAGGAAGAACAGUGUUAAAAAUGGAAUAAGAAACUAGGUACUGUCAAUGCUGUAUUUUAUUUCGAUCCAGUUUUACGUGAUGGAGGUAUCUAGCUCCAGCUUUCUGAAUGUAGGAUCAAGCUGUGAAUCAAGUUUACAAGGAAGUCUUAAAAUAGGAUGUUAUGAUUUUUCAAAUGUCAAUUGCGCUUCCUGUGUAAUAGAAUGAAUUCCUGCAUGAUCAUGUACAUUGCUUCAUGCACAGAGACUUAUACCUGGAGGCCCUGCCCUCACAGAAGGGAGUAUAAGUGUUUGGCCCCUCCCACACAAUCUCACCGGCCAGUAGGAAACUGACUCACUGCUGCUCUGUCAAGUGCCUCUGUGUGUGACAGCUUCUCCACGAAUCUGCUGUCCUCUUCCUAAGUUGACUCCAAUGGCAACCCAUAGUGCUCCUCUCACAUCGCCCCGUGUGUUAUCCAAAGACAAACUCCCCGAACUCUCAGCAGCUGCCCAUAGUAGAGACUGCCUAGUGGCACUUCUUCCCUUGGCUCCACAACAUGCCACACAAACUGGCCAACCAAGAGGCUGCUUCUGUUCCUUUUCAGCAUUUCCGGUUCGUUAUGGGUGUUUCUUCUGUGUGCAAGUAGUUCGCUAUUUGGGAUAUGAAUGGUUUUCAAUAGAAGAUUUCAGUGAUGUGGAUCACCCCAAACUGGUUAUUUGGAUAGAUUUUUUUAAUGAAAAAGCUUGGCAAUAACCCCUUUCAUAUUAUUUGCUGUUGUGUUGAACAUAAUAGCAUCAGGUAAUAUUCAGGUGUUUUUCUAACAAUUAAAUUCAGGAAUUGUUUUUACAACUUCAGAUUGACUAGUAGGAUCAGGGCUUAAUACUGCCCCAUUAUUUAAAUAGGCAGCACAAUUCCGAUGAUUUUUCCACUAAUUUGUGAGCUGAUUAGUCAAAAGAUCAAUUUGAAAUAAAAACACAGUAUAGGCCCAUAUUACCUACUGGGACUUGACUCACUUAUAUUAAUCCAUUGUCAAUAUAGGCACAUCGAGUUGACUGAGGAAUAUUCCUCCAACCUCAACCACAGAGGGGUCUCUAGAUGAAUGCAUCCAUGGAGUAAUCGUUGCUUCACAUUCUUCUGUUUUACUUUGAUUGCUGUUCCCACUAUUUGUCACAGGAACACUCUUGCUUCAUCUCAAACUAUUUGGAAUGUGAAUUUUAGCGAGCCGGUCAUGACAACCAACACAGUAAUGUUUGCUAUAAGGCAGGGUUUCAAACUGUCCUUGGGACCCCCGGUUUGUUUUCACCUAACGCGACACAGCUGAUUCAAAUGAUCAAGCUUGAUUUUAAUCAGCUGGUGCAAAACAAAACCUGCUAUAAAGUGUUAUACAUUUUUACAGAUAGUAAUUUAUCCUGGUGACAAGGUAAAAAAAAAUGUUAGUUUAGAGCCAAGUAUAUUUUGCAUGUCUCAAUUUAGACUAAUGUAGGUUGUAGAGUAUUCUAUUAUACUGUUGUAUUACCAAUCUUAGAAAGGAAAAAUUGGCUAUGUAAAAUGUUUUGGCAGGUUACGAUAAAGAACAAAGGUCGACUCGGGCCUAGAUUCAAACCAUACCACUGAAGAGCGGCAUUGAAAGGUCAUUUCCGAUUGGGCCGACAUGCAACUUUGACCAUGAUUAGUCUGAGAAACUUGCCUUUAAAAAUUGCACAGGUCUUCAGCAAUAUAGAUUGAAUCUAGUCCUAAGCCUUACAUGGAAACUAAUAUGCAAUGUCACAUGCACCAGUUAACACCUCCCAUUCAGUAGCAGAUCUGAAAUGUUAUUGUUCUUCUGUGCCUUUUAAUCUAUGCAGCAGAUAAGAGCUCCUGUUUCUCCCUAUUGACAGGGUCUGGAGACAACUAUUCUGCAUCUUGUAAAUAAGAGGCUACCCCUCACAAUUAUGCUAAGCCAUAGCCACAAAAUAAAUAUAGCCACUCAGGUAAAUUAAGGCCAUAGCAGGCUCUUGUGAAACCUGAAGAAUGUACUCUGAUGCACAGCAUCCAUUGUGAGGUGUAGGUCUGUGGGAGUAUAGUGCUCAUGUAGAGGGAAACAGGUGUGGUUGUCAUGGCUGUCUGCACUGGACUAGGAGCCACUGGUUGGCUUUCCUGUACAUAGGAAUCUGUUUAUGUUACACUUCGUUUUGCAGCUAGAUUUUAUGAUGCCAAAACGUUUAUUUAUACAUGUUCCUAAAAGUAUUUUUCCAUUUAAGGCUUGAUUGUCAUUUGUACAGACUGCAAAUAAAAUAUUUUUCUAUAACAGUU